Molecule: messenger RNA, 2466 nt
Organism: Cajanus cajan (pigeon pea)
Lineage: Eukaryota; Viridiplantae; Streptophyta; Magnoliopsida; Fabales; Fabaceae
Product: ferric reduction oxidase 2
Cellular component (GO): plasma membrane
Molecular function (GO): ferric-chelate reductase activity
Source: RefSeq, a predicted model, not a curated record
UAUAAUAUGGUAAUUUGCAUAUGCAUUGCAUACAGUUUGUGAAGCUCAAGAGAGACAUGAUGGAUUCAGAGACUGGUGGAGGUUGUUCUCCGACGGUGCAAAUGGGAAUAUGGUGGUUCUCAGUGUUGAUCUUUGUUGGGUAUGUAAUGGUUUGGAUUAUGAUGCCUACAAACACCUUCUUUCUUCAUUGGUUACCGCACAUUCAUGCAGAGACAGAUUCAAUAUACUUCGGCAAACAAGGGACAUUCAUACUGGUUUACACAUUCCCAAUUUUAUUAAUAGCCACUUUGGCCAGUCUAUACUUUCAUUUGGAGCAAAAGCGCUCUAAUCGUCAUAAUACUAAAAAAAGCAGGGAGGGACUCUUAGGAUUGGCAUCAUGGAAAAGACCAUUGCUUGUAAAUGGUCCUCUUGGGAUAAUCUAUAUGACAGAACUCUCUUUCAUUAUCAUGUUUGUUUUACUAUUAAUUUGGUCCUUGUGCUCCUACUUACUUGACAUGUUUGGUAGCGUGGCACUAGAGGCAGCUAACCAGAGAGUGCAAGUGUGGGAAGCCAAGUUGGAAUGUUCAGCCCUUGCUUUAGGCCUUGUUGGGAAUAUUUGCUUAGCUUUAUUGUUCUUUCCUGUCUCAAGAGGUUCUUCAAUUUUGAGGUUCAUUGGCCUAACAUCAGAGGGAAGCAUCAAGUAUCAUAUCUGGCUAGGACACAUUGCAAUGGCCCUCUUCACAGCUCAUGGUCUAGGUUAUAUUAUCUUUUGGGACAAGACACAUCAAAUCUCAGAGAUAUUGAAAUGGAACAAAGUUGGCAUCUCAAAUGUAGCUGGAGCAGUUGCUCUACUUGCUGGCUUAAUCAUGUGGGCUGCUACCUUACCUUACAUAAGGCGAAAAGCUUUUGAGCUUUUCUUCUACACUCAUUACCUUUACAUUGUCUUUGUAGUCUUCUUUGUUCUACAUGUGGGAUUUUCCUCUGCAUGCAUAGUGCUUCCAGGAUUUUACCUAUUCAUGAUUGACCGAUACCUGAGAUUCCUUCAGUCCCAGCAGAAAAUUAGGUUGCUUUCUGCCCGUGUUUUGCCCUGUGAAGCUGUUGAACUUAAUUUCUCCAAGAACCUAGGACUGUGCUAUGCUCCUACAAGUAUCAUUUUCAUAAAUGUUCCUAGUAUCUCCAAGUUGCAGUGGCACCCUUUUACAGUCACCUCCUGCAGUAAUACUGAUUCUGAUACCUUAAGCAUUGUCAUCAAAAGUUCAGGAACUUGGUCCCAUUCUUUGUACCAGAAGCUAUCAUCUUCAUCUCCAAUAUCCCACCUUGAUGUCUCCAUUGAAGGGCCCUAUGGACCGGCUUCAACCUUUUAUUCAAGGCAUGAAAUGCUAGUGCUGGUGAGCGGAGGUAGUGGUAUUACUCCUUUCAUUUCCAUAAUCCGUUCGUUACUCUUUAAGGCCAAAUCUGAAGAGGGCAAAAUUCCUAAAGUUCUUCUUAUAUGUGCCUUCAAGAAGUCCAUUGAUCUCACCAUGAUAGACCUCAUCCUCCCAGUUUCAGCCACAGCCUUUGAUAUCUCAAGUCUUCAGCUUCAGAUUGAAGCUUAUGUAACCAGGGAGAAACAGCCAGACAUGAAUGACAGAAAGUUUAUUCAAACAUUAUGGUUCAAAUCAAAUGCAUUAGAUGAACCAGUUUCUGCAGUCUUAGGACAAAACAGUUGGCUCUAUCUUGGCAUUAUCAUCUCAUCCUCUUUUAUUUUAUUCCUUCUACUUAUUGCCAUCCUAACUAAAUAUUACAUAUAUCCAAUUGACCAUAAUUCAGACCUGAUAUACCCUUAUUUCUCAAGGUCCAGUUUAAGCAUGUUAUUCAUGUGUGUAUCUAUAGCCAUUGUAGCAACAACUGCUUUCUUAUGGAACAAGAAACAGAAUAAGGAUUUGGAGCAGAUUAAAAACAUCUACACAUCAAAUCCAUCAGCUUCUCCGGGUUCAGGAUACCAAAAUGCUGACAAAGAAUUAGGAAAUCUUCCCCUCCAAUCCCUUGUCCAAACAGCUAAAGUACAUUAUGGAGAAAGACCUGACAUAAAAAAAAUACUCUCUGGCUGUGUUGCAUCAAACAUUGGAGUUCUUGUUAGUGGCCCAAGAAAAAUGAGACAUGAAGUAGCAUCAAUCUGUACUUCUUGCUCGACGGAUGACCUACAUUUCGAGUCCAUUAGUUUCAGCUGGUGAUCUAUAAAUGCUGUUUGCAUUAUUUUUGUUUGUUUCAUACUCUUGUAAUACAGCUUACAAAAGUGGCUAUUCUGUCUGUAUAUGUUACGUAAAAUGGAUCACUUUGCUAUGUAUACCGUGAUUAGUUAGGUAAAAUUGUAGCUUCAUGACUUGGAAUGAACUCUGAUCAAUUUUAUUAUUCCUCGAUCAUAUUUUUCAUUAAAACAGGAAGUGAAAAAAAGUUCUUUAUUUCUCAAAUGCCAGUAAUUUUUUAAUGAAGUUCAGCAGUUCACAA